GUCACUUGAAUCGUGAUGCAAACGCACGGAAACUUAGCUGCUAGUUCUUUAUGGCAACCGACCGAACUCGCUAGGAGAAUGUUGGGAGAGAGACCAUCCCCUGUUCCACCAACAAGAGAGUUAUGGCCUCCUCCAGAACCAAUUUUGAGCAUAAGUACAUUACAACUGGCUUAUCAGCAGAAUGAAGAUUUAUCUUCGACUCUUCCUUCUCAACCAUAUGUUUCUACGACUGUGCCUAUUGAUUAUGAUGUGGGACCACGCUUUUGCACGGUGGGUACGAACACGGACACACCGCCAACUGUUAUUAGUCGAAUUAGAAAUUUUCUUCGAAGAGAGAACAAUUUAAUUUCAUCGUCAUUAUCGAUGCCCCUUUCUGUAUUGAAAACGGAAACACCACUGGAACAAAACAGUGAAAAUUCUAACUAUCGUACUGUUGGCGGCAUUAAGAAGGUUAUAUCAGGGGCUAAAUAUCGAAUUGCUCCGAAUUCUGAGAACCUCGAUAGCCCCAAAAUUGUAUAUGACACUUCCAAACCUGGAGAUAGAAUGUUUGCAACAUUUGGUGCUAACAAUACGCGAAAAUGGUUUAGACUUCCAUCGAGAACGGAGUGUUCCCGUCAAUUUCGUACGCUUAAACAAUUAUGCUGCCAACGAUCUCGCAAUUCAUCACAACGACAGUCCCCACGUCCACCUUUACAAAUAACUCAGGUGAUUGCACUGAUAUGUGGCCUUCUCGUGGUCAUACUAAUGGUGCUAGGCCUGGCGUCGGCCGACUGGCUGAUGGCGGCGGGCUGGAGACAGGGUUUAUUCAUGCACUGCAUAGACCCGGAAGCUCCCACACCGCUACCUUUCGACAUUACAGCACAACCCGGCUGCUACGCUGCCAGGCCCGCGCCAUAUAUUAAGGCGGCGGCGGGGCUGUGCGUGGCCACGCUGGCGGCGGACGUGUGCGGCGCGCUGCUGACGGGACUCGGCCUGCGCUCCGCCGACCACCGCACCAAGUUCCGCUACUACCGGUUCGCGGUGCUCGCCAUGUCGCUUGCGCUGAUGUGCAUUCUAAUAGCGCUCGUCAUAUAUCCAGUUUGCUUCGCCGCUGAAUUAAAUCUGGGUAACAGGUCGGUGUGGGAGUUCGGCUGGGCGUACGGCGUGGGCUGGGGCGCCGCCAUCUUCCUGUUCGGCGCCGUCGUGCUGCUGCUCUGCGACAAGGAGAGCGAGGAGCUCUACUACAAGGAGCGGAAAGUGGUGAGCGCGGAGGGCGGCGGGCGCCCCUAG
Molecule: messenger RNA, 1269 nt
Organism: Melitaea cinxia (Glanville fritillary)
Lineage: Eukaryota; Metazoa; Arthropoda; Insecta; Lepidoptera; Nymphalidae
Exons: 6
Coding region: 16-1269 (417 amino acids)
Biological process (GO): cell-cell adhesion
Cellular component (GO): cell-cell junction; membrane
Source: RefSeq, a predicted model, not a curated record